Molecule: messenger RNA, 696 nt
Organism: Aspergillus aculeatus ATCC 16872
Lineage: Eukaryota; Fungi; Ascomycota; Eurotiomycetes; Eurotiales; Aspergillaceae
Exons: 2
Coding region: 1-696 (231 amino acids)
Molecular function (GO): acyltransferase activity, transferring groups other than amino-acyl groups
Source: RefSeq, a predicted model, not a curated record
AUGCCACUCCCACCCCUCCAAAUCCACCCCGUCACCGAACCCGACCUCCCCGCCCUAACCCGCCUCUUCUACGCCGGGUUCACAACGCCCACCGACCGCCAGAUGUUCCCAGACACGCCGGGCCUCCGCGCCUGGUGGGCCGCCGCCAAUCGCCAGGAUCUGGAGCAGAAGGCCGGGGUCCGCUACCUGAAGGUGGUGGAUCCGGGGCUCUGCCCUGCUGGUGCCGCUGCCGCACCGGACGCGAAAGAAGGCGAUGCUGCUGCUGCUGCUGCUGCUGCUGACAACGACACCAGUAUAAUCGCCUACGGGAAAUGGGAUCUCGAUCCGGGCCACCGUGGCGCUCGGUUCCCCGAAUGGCAUUCGGACUCGGAUGCGGCGUUGUGUGAGCAGUUCUUUGGCGGGUGUGAGGUGGUGAGGAGGGAGGUUAUGGGGCAGAGGAGAGGGGGAUAUUAUUACCUCGAUAUGUUAGUGACGCACCCGCAGCACCGGAGACGCGGAGCGGCGACCAUGUUGGUCCGUUGGGGCUGCGAGCUGGCGGACCGUACGGGAAUGCUCGUGUAUAUCGAUUCGACGCGCGCCGGGGUGCCGGUGUAUGAGCCGUUGGGGUUUGUGGUGGUGCGCGAGGAUGCGGAGGCGGAGUUGUUUAGUAUGGUGAGGGAGCCAGGGGCUGCCUCUUCCGAUGUUCGUGAAGGAUGA